CGCUCCGCAGUCCUCCCAGGGCCGCUCUGACCGACCGCUCUGCAACUUCUCGCCUCCUCUCCGCCGUGCCUCCCACUGCGGCUCCUCGGCUCCCGGCCCCUCGCCCUCCCACAGCGGGUCUUCCCGCGGCCGCUCUGGCCCAAGCGUCCCCUCGUCUCUCUGAUCUGGCCCAUCCGGGAGGCGCGGGUGGGUGAGCGAAGGGACUGCGUCUAUGGGGUCCAGGCCCGAGCCUCUGAAGACGGGCCCCGCCCCCGGCUGGAGGAGUCUCCCCUGGACCAUCGGAUCCUGGCCUGUCCCGGCCCGCAGCCUCUAUGGAGGCUUCUGCCGGGCCGUAGAGCCUUUCGCCCCCUGGGGACUCACCCGUCCAUAAGGUCCGUUUGGCCUGCAGCAGCCCGAGUCCGUAAUGCUGGACACUGUUUAUGGGGUCGGCCCCCUAUGGGGGCCCGUGUCUAUAGGGGACCCCCAAGGUCCUUAGGGCUCGUCCCCGUCCAUAAUGACUCCAUAUACAGGGCCUUCCAUCGCUCUAUAGGGCCCAGCCCUCGGCUUCCAGAGCCUGUCAGCAGUGGCCAUUCCCUUCGCCGGGACUGCGUCUCCGGGACCUCCUCGGUCUACAAGGCCAUGUUAUGCCUAUAGAGGUCUCAUUUGCAGGGCCUCACGCCGGGUAGAGGGUCCUCUCCAGGUUUUUACUGCCCGUCCCCGCUCUAAGGGUCAGUACAGGAGGCGGCGAUGGCCCUGGGCAAGGCUCUGGCCACGGCACUGGCUUUGGCCUUGGCCGUGCUGGGGUCGCUGUCCCCUGGGGCCCAGGCGGGGGACUGCAAGGGGCAGCGGCAGGUGUUGCGGGAGGCGCCAGGCUUCGUGACGGAUGGUGCUGGCAACUACAGCGUCAAUGGCAACUGCGAAUGGCUCAUCGAGGCCCCAAGCCCCCAGCACCGGAUCCUGCUGGACUUCCUUUUCCUGGACACAGAGUGCACGUAUGACUACCUGUUUGUGUAUGACGGUGACUCCCCGCAAGGGCCGCUGCUUGCCAGUCUGAGUGGGAGCACCCGGCCUCCGCCCAUCGAAGCUUCCUCAGGCAAGAUGCUGCUACACCUCUUCAGUGAUGCCAACUACAAUCUACUGGGCUUUAACGCCUCAUUCCGCUUCUCCCUGUGCCCGGGUGGCUGCCGGAGCCACGGGCAGUGCCAGCAGCCGGGUGUGUGUGCUUGUGAGCCGGGCUGGGGGGGUCCUGACUGUGGCCUACAGGAGUGCUCAGCCUACUGUGGCAGCCAUGGCACCUGCGCCUCGCCCCUGGGACCAUGCCGCUGUGAGCCUGGCUUCUUGGGACGUGCCUGUGACCUGCACCUGUGGGAGAACCAGGGGGCUGGCUGGUGGCACAACGUGAGUGCUGGGGACCCUGCCUUCUCUGCCCGUAUUGGAGCAGCUGGCGCCUUCCUGUCCCCACCGGGGCUGCUGGCAGUUUUUGGAGGCCAGGACCUCAACAAUGCCCUGGGUGACCUCGUCCUAUACAACUUCUCCGCCAACACCUGGGAGUCCUGGGACCUGAGUCCUGCCCCGGCUGCCCGUCACUCCCACGUGGCCGUGGCCUGGGCCGGCUCCCUGGUGCUGAUGGGUGGUGAGCUGGCAGAUGGCUCGCUCAUCAACGACGUAUGGGCCUUCAGUCCACUGGGCAGGGGCCACUGGGAGCUCCUGGCACCACCUGCCUCCAGCUCCUCGGGGCCCCCAGGCCUGGCAGGUCAUGCGGCUGCCCUGGUGGAUGAUGUCUGGCUAUAUGUGUCUGGAGGCCGCACCCAGCACGACCUCUUCUCCUCUGGCCUCUUCCGUUUCCGCCUUGACAGCACCAGCGGGGGCUAUUGGGAGCAGGUGAUUCCAGCAGGUGGACGGCCCCCUGCUGCCACCGGCCACUCCAUGGUAUUCCAUGCCCCGUCCCGUGCCCUGCUGGUCCAUGGUGGACACCGGCCCUCCACUGCCCGGUUCUCUGUGCGAGUGAACUCCACUGAGCUUUUCCAUGUGGAUCGGCGUGUGUGGACGACGCUGAAGGGGCGGGAUGGGCUUCAGGGCCCAAGGGAGAGAGCCUUCCACACAGCCAGCGUUCUGGGCAACUACAUGGUGGUCUAUGGGGGCAAUGUGCACACCCAUUACCAGGAGGAAAAGUGCUACGAAGAUGGCAUCUUCUUCUACCACCUUGGCUGCCAUCAAUGGGUGUCAGGAGCUGAGCUUGCCCCGCCAGGAACCCCUGAGGGCCGAGCAGCACCUCCCAGUGGUCGGUACUCACAUGUGGCUGCGGUGCUUGGUGGCAGCGUCCUGUUGGUGGCUGGGGGGUACAGCGGCCGUCCUCGUGGGGACUUGAUGGCGUACAAGGUGCCCCCCUUUGUGUUCCAGGCACCUGCCCCUGACUACCACCUGGACUACUGCUCCAUGUACACAGACCACAGCGUGUGCUCCCGGGACCCGGAAUGCAGUUGGUGCCAAGGAGCCUGCCAAGCUGCACCCCCUCCUGGGACCCCCUUGGGGGCUUGUCCAGCCGCCAGCUGCCUGGGCCUGGGCCGCCUCCUGGGUGACUGCCAGGCCUGCCUGGCCUUCAGUAGCCCCACAGCCCCUCCGCGGGGACCCGGCACCCUGGGCUGGUGCGUGCACAAUGAGAGCUGCCUCCCUCGGCCUGAGCAGGCCCGCUGCCGAGGGGAGCAGAUCUCAGGCACGGUGGGCUGGUGGGGGCCUGCGCCUGUCUUCGUUACGUCCCUGGAGGCCUGUGUCACCCAGAGCUUCCUGCCUGGCCUGCACCUGCUCACCUUCCAGCAGCCGCCCAACACCUCCCAGCCUGACAAGUCUUUACGUUCAAGGGUCUGA
This is a messenger RNA of Piliocolobus tephrosceles (Ugandan red Colobus), 2844 nucleotides long. Its product is annotated as multiple epidermal growth factor-like domains protein 8. Gene Ontology annotation, molecular function: protein binding. The record is from RefSeq and is a predicted model, not a curated record. The transcript is spliced from 13 exons. NCBI's taxonomy places the organism in Eukaryota, Metazoa, Chordata, Mammalia, Primates, Cercopithecidae. Bases 727 to 2844 code for a protein of 705 amino acids.